Messenger RNA from Aphanomyces astaci, 2681 nucleotides. RefSeq names its product STE/STE11 protein kinase. The transcript has 12 exons. NCBI's taxonomy places the organism in Eukaryota, Oomycota, Saprolegniomycetes, Saprolegniales, Verrucalvaceae. The coding region runs from base 1 to 1101 and encodes 366 amino acids. Gene Ontology annotation, molecular function: protein serine/threonine kinase activity; ATP binding. The record is from RefSeq and is a predicted model, not a curated record. Gene Ontology annotation, biological process: protein phosphorylation. Gene Ontology annotation, cellular component: cytoplasm.
AUGGGCACAGGCACGUCGGCCUUGCCGUCGCGGGGAAAGCUCCGGGAUAUCAUCUUGCUCCGACUGCAUCACAUGCUCGCCGAUCGCCAGGAGUGCCUUGAGUCGUGGCUAUUGCACGCGUUCCAGAAACUCGACUCUAGUAACAUGGGAUACGUGCCGUUAGAUGCAGUGUACUUUAUUGCCGAGAGUGUGGGAGGAAAGAAGUCGGCGACUCCAAGCCGAGAGGACUGCCGCCGCCUCGCCCAUGCUUUUGACUUUGAUGCGGAUGGUCGGUUUCGCUACAUGCGGUUCAUUUGGUUUGUGCUGCCUCCUGGAAAGAUGUUCAUCCGGGAGGACAAGACGAUUGGGCUCCACGGCAUCUUCCAAGUUUCCAAAGGAAGCUGGGACGUGGGUCACGUGCCGAUUACCAUCAAGCGCCUCGAGAUGAACCAGCAAACGCUGGAGCUGGUGGACGACACCCGCGUGCACAUCUCGUUGCUGGCAACUUUGUCCCAUCCGAAUCUGCUGCGGUACAUGGGGAGCACCCUGUCCGACUUGACGCUGUGGGUGUGUCAAGAGUGGAGUGAAGCUUCGUCCAUUCGAACGAUUCUGGCAGCGUUUGGGCGCAUGAGCGAACCCACGAUUCGGCGCUACGUGAUCCAAGUGAUCGAAGGCCUUUUGUUUUUGCACGCGAACAACAUAUUGCACAAAGAAAUCCACGGUGAAUCUGUCUACAUCGAUACGUCGGGGCUGGUGAAAAUGGGGGAGUUUUCUGUCGGCCCUGCCCUCCACGCCCUGAAUGCUCGGUCCCGCAACUCCAACGACAGUUUGUACGCAAAGUUCCCACCACCCGAAGUCAACCAGCGUCCAAAUGCGUGGGGAACCAAGGCGGACGUGUGGUCGGUGGGCCUGCUGGCGCUGGAGAUGCUCUUUGGUACGGCCUUUGUGAAUCCCCCCCCCGCCGCCGCCCCGGCACCCCCCCCCAUCCCAGACUCGGUAUCCCCUGCAUUUCGGGCAUUUUGUGUCCAUUGCUUUGAGAUGAACCCGCGAGAUCGAGCGACGGCCGAGGAGCUGACGCUGCAUCCAUUCUUCCAACUCGAACAAGACACGAAGGGGACGUGAAUCAAAUGAACAAUCAUAACGAGUAGUGACGUUAAUAAAUAUGCGACAACGUUUAAUCGUGCUACGACAUGACGGGGAGGCGGAGCUGGUUGAGCCAGCUGAGGACUUCAGCGGCAGUGGGUCGGUCGUCGGGGUUGUACGCGAGGCACCUCUGCGCGAUAACAAAGAUGCAUGGCGGACACGUGGGGGUAAAUUCGGGCUUGAGGUCCCCCGACACGACCAGCAGCGCGAUGCGCGUCUUGGCCACGUCGAGCGCUUUGGGCGAGCCGUACACGGGUUGGUUGGAGUUGGAGUAGGGCACUUGCAGCGUGUCCAUCUCUGACAAGACCACGCCCAGCGAGUACAUGUCUGCCUUGGCCGAGUACCGCACGCCCUUGAGGAUCUCUGGCGCGAUCCACGCCACCGUCCCGAUCUCAGCCGUCAUCGUGACACUGGUCAAGCACUCCCUGGACGUUCCAAAGUCGGUCAGCUUGGCUUCGUUGGACACACCCAGCAUGACGUUCUUGGCCUUCAAGUCUCGGUGGAUGAUGUCCUGGCUGUGCAGGUACACCAGCGCCUGCACCACGUCCCGCAGCAGCCGCUCCUUGGACACUUCGCACGUCGAGUCCACGAGCCCUUCCGACUUGGUUUCCGUCGGCAACACUGGAGGGGGUUUCGGGGUCGACUCGACGCUCCAAUUCAGGCGAAAGGCGGGCGAAAUGUUCCACGGCAGAUCCGCCUGCUGCUGCUUGCCUUGCUCCAGCAGCGUCCAUAGAUCGCCGCGCCCCAUGAACUCGGACACCAUGGACAAGUUGUGCAGACUCGUCCACGUGUACCCGUAGAACGUGACGAUGUUCGGGUGGCUGAGCCGACUGUUGAGUCGGAUUUCAUCCAUAAAGUCUUCGAUAUUGUGGAUAUGCGCGAGGCGGUCCGGCAGCAGCCGCUUCAUGGCCACGGGGACCGCCGCACUGCCUUUGCCCGCCCGCCAAGACCCCAAGUACACGACGCCAUACCCCCCGCGGGCGAUCAGUCGGUCGCGGGUCACCGCCGCCGACGGAAUGCAGUACGCUAUACAUGUAUAUAGUCAGACAUAGGUAGCCAGUAAGGGUUAUGAUACCUUUAUAAGUCGGAUCGAACCGGAUAUCGUUGAGCAGUUCGGCACUGUCGGCCAGCGUGGGUCGGUUGUCGGGGGAGCCGUUGCUCUGCCAGUCCAAGUCAUCUCUCCGCCGCCUCUCCCGGCGCUUGAGCUCCAUCCACACGGACGCCAACACGAUGGCCACCGCCGCGCCAAACACGACCAGCGAUAUGUACAGCGUCGGGAGGCGGUCGUCCUCCGGGGUCGCCAGGAACAGCGCUUCGUCCGCCGCCGAAUCGCGCACGAUAGAGACGGGAAGACCCCCCAGGGAGUAGUUGCACGGCAACCGAGACGUGCACGACAGAGCCGGGUACGUUGUGUUGGCGUAAGGGCACAUGGCGGCGUCGUUCAGGUGCGCAUGGUGCUGGAACCGGUCGAGCAUCUUUUGGGUGGCGGUGAUUUUGGCCAGAGGAUUGCGACCCACGCAUCUAGUAUAGGAUGUAAGAAGAAGAUGAAUAUAUAUGUG